Messenger RNA from Zophobas morio, 1855 nucleotides. Its product is annotated as ATP-binding cassette sub-family F member 3-like. The transcript has 6 exons. Gene Ontology annotation, molecular function: ATP hydrolysis activity; ATP binding. The coding region runs from base 32 to 1714 and encodes 560 amino acids. NCBI's taxonomy places the organism in Eukaryota, Metazoa, Arthropoda, Insecta, Coleoptera, Tenebrionidae. The record is from RefSeq and is a predicted model, not a curated record.
ACACUAUUUAAUAAUAUCCCACGCUAUAAGAAUGUCCUCCUUUCUCGCAUGCUCAGAGUUGCAAGUUACCAGUAAGAAAGAGAGUAAGAUGGAAGCCAAAGGGAACAACAGGACGCAAGACAUCAGGAUAGAAAACUUCGAUGUCGCUUACGGCUAUCGCAUUCUUCUGCAAGGUGCUGAUUUGAGUUUGGCGUUCGGGCGGCGAUAUGGUUUAGUCGGGCGAAACGGUCUCGGCAAAUCAACUCUUCUUCGUAUGAUUUCCAACGGCCAACUUCGCAUACCGUCGCACAUAUCAAUUUUACACGUCGAACAAGAAGUCAUAGGGGAUGAUACUCUAGCUAUAGAAAGCGUCUUACAAUGUGAUACAAUCCGAGAAGGUUUGCUUCAGAAAGAAAGGGAAAUCAGCGCGGCGAUUAAUUCGGGCUCAAAUGAUCCAGAACUGUCGAAUCAAUUAACUGAGGUUUAUGCGCAACUACAGAAUAUUGAAGCUGAUAAAGCGCCCGCGAAAGCGUCGAUUAUUUUGAACGGGCUGGGGUUCACCCCGGAAAUGCAACAAAAAGAGACUAAGACUUUCUCUGGAGGGUGGAGGAUGAGGUUGGCUUUGGCGAGGGCGUUGUUCUCCAGACCGGAUUUGUUGUUGUUGGAUGAACCGACGAACAUGUUGGACAUUAAGGCGAUUAUUUGGUUGAAGAAUUAUUUGCAGAAUUGGCCUACGACGUUGUUGGUAGUUUCGCACGACCGCAACUUUUUGGAUACGGUGCCAACUGAUAUUUUGCAUCUCCACACACAAAGGAUAGAUGCCUAUAGGGGAAAUUACGACCAGUUUGAAAAAACGAAGACGGAAAAGCUUAAAAAUCAACAGAGGGAAUAUGAUGCUCAAAUGCAACACCGCCAACACGUUCAAGAAUUUAUCGAUAGGUUUAGGUAUAACGCAAAUCGGGCUGCAUCCGUACAGUCAAAAAUUAAAAUGCUAGAGAAACUACUUGAACUAAAACCAGUAGAAAAGGAAACCAACGUCGUUCUUAAAUUUCCAGACACGGAACCUCUAUCCCCCCCCAUUUUACAACUAAACGACGCCUCUUUCGCAUACAUCAAAAACAAACUUAUUUUUAGUAAUGUUAAUCUUGGUGCUACCAUGGAUUCGCGGAUUUGUAUUGUGGGUGAUAAUGGCGCCGGUAAAACUACAAUCUUGAAAAUUAUAAUGGGGAUUUUAUCGCCGACAGCUGGGAUGCGUCAUGUUCACAGAAAUUUGAAGUUUGGGUAUUUUAGUCAACACCAUGUGGACCAACUUGAUAUGAAUGUUAAUUCCGUUGAGUUGUUACAGAGUGCUUAUCCAGGAAAACCAAUCGAAGAAUACCGAAGACAGUUAGGUAGUUUCGGAAUCUCAGGGGAUUUGGCGUUGCAAACCGUCGCCAGUUUAUCCGGAGGUCAAAAAUCGCGGGUGGCUUUCGCCCGAAUGUGCAUGGGCCAACCCAACUUCUUGGUACUCGACGAACCCACAAACCACUUAGACAUAGAAACCAUCGAAGCACUAGGGAACGCUAUCACCAAAUACACGGGAGGGGUUAUUUUAGUGUCACACGACGAACGCCUUAUAAGAAAAAUCUGCAAAGAGUUGUGGGUGUGCGCCAACGGCUCAGUCAGGAGUAUAGAAGGCUUCGACGAGUAUAGGAAAAUUGUGGAACAGGAGCUGGAAGCAGCCCAGUCUAAAUAAUACUUUCUUUAAAAUUAUUAGGAAAUUUAUUUGUAUAAAUGUGCCUCCUUUUAUGUGGAAAAAUUACUAUUUAUGAUUUUUGUUAUAUUUAUAAUAUAUUCAUGUUUAUAAUGGUAUUUAAAAAUAAAAGUUCAUAUUUUG